UCGCCCUUCUACUGGUUCAGCCCCGGCCCCUGAGUUCUGUCAGACUGGACGAGCCGAUCGAGCCAGGCCUCUGAAAAUAGGAGGUUUUGGGCACGAAGUCUUGAGGAACGAAAUUUGCGGGUCUGCUGAUGGGAGAUGGCUCAUUUCAGGCAUGGUGGGAGGGCAUCGUGAAGAGGGUAUUGUGUGGAACUAGACAAAUGUGCAGUGUACGAAUCGUAUGAACCAUUGGUACAGUGAGCCCGCACAUCAGUGCGGCUACAGAUCCCUCAUUUUGCGCUUCCAAAGCUCGGAUCUUAUCGUAGACAUUGGUCGUUAGGGCCCUUGCAUGGCCUGGUUGUCUGUUUCUUUCGGCCGCUUCUCCCGACUGACCUCUGAACUCGCAGCUGACACCACUUAGUAUGUAGGGACCUCUUCUUUGAAUUCGACCCCCAGGGCUCGCCCACGGACUGAUCGGUCACAUCCAGGAGAAAGGAAGUCGAAGGAGUGGCCCAGCUCUGGAUUCUGGAGAAUUUCUUCUUCCGCCGUAGAGCAGGAGCCGGAUAUGGAGGAUGAGAGACAGGCGAAGGGCGCGGGCCUGAAGUUGCAGAAGGAUGUCGCCAACAUCGGCGCAAUCGACAUCAUCGGAGCAUCGAUGAAAAUAUUCGAGAACCAUCAUAAAGAGCUGGUUUCUCUGUGGUCUCAAUUUCUUCUGAUUCUCAGUAGCAUAGUGUAUUCCGUAAAUUUUUUCGUAAUCCUCCUUUUCCUAGACCAAGAGCUCCCCCUUCCGAGUAAAACUCAAUAUCAAAACUUUCUGCCGGCAUCGACAUCCGCUGUCUUUGAAAACAGAGCCCCAAUUUCUGCACUACCCCUGUUCAUCGCCGGAUUCGGUUUGAUUAGUGUUGUGCUAUCUCAGUGGCAGUGCAGUUUCGUUUCUCUCGUCGGGCGAAUUUACAGUGGCGAGGGCGUGACCCGGGUGGCGCCUUUUCGGUUCUUAGAGCUCUUGCAAACUGAGUUGUGGACGUCCUCGAUCGUGUAUGGCGCUUCUGCCGUGCUCAUGUUGUCGAUCAGGUUUCUGGCUCUGAGCUUCUACCACAGAUGGAGCUGGAUGGUUGCUCCGAUUGCCUUGUUCAGCGUCGUUGCUUCAACAGCCGUAUUGCUCGCAGUUGUGCUGGUGGCUCAAUUAGCCACAGUCAUCAGUGAAAUGGCAAGCUGCUGUAUGGAGGAAGUUUCUGGGCGAGCUGCGUUGACGAAGGCCGUGGCGGUCUUGAAGGGCAAGUGGAGGGUGGGCCUGGGCGUUGCUGUAAUAUAUUGCGGGGGAAUGUUUCUCAUGGGAUCGAACCUUCUCCGCCCCCGAUCCUCUGCUGGUUUCGGGACUAGAUUGCUGUUUUCAUCGUUUGAAAUUUUGUUGAUUUCGAUGUGGAGGCAGCUGACCUUCCUGUGGUGGUCCGUCCUCUACGUCUCGUGCAGAGCCUUCCACCACGAUUACCUUGAUGUGUACGCUCUCCAUCCGGACAAGGAAAGGAUUGGGAGCGGAUCAAAUGAUUCUCUGCUCUGAGAGUGUCUGUUUUCUGUAAGAUUAUUUCUGUUAAAUCUAGCCAUUCUUCAAUCCAGCUCACAUUUGAUCGUCCUUCCAUUUCGUUUUGUAUCUGGUUUUGCUCAUCAUCGCGCGAGAUUUCUCCACCACUUUGCAUCCUGAAGGCACAAAAUAUUUCCGCUUCUCGCAGUUUUGGCCCAUGUGGAUAACAGUUUUGGCGCAUGUGUUGAUUUUCCAAUUCUCGUUCUAAUCCGGAGGGAAGUGUAAGCAUUCUUUUGAAACAUACUCUUGCGAUAGUAGCG
Marchantia polymorpha subsp. ruderalis is the source of this 1815-nucleotide messenger RNA. NCBI's taxonomy places the organism in Eukaryota, Viridiplantae, Streptophyta, Marchantiopsida, Marchantiales, Marchantiaceae. The record is from the annotation of a GenBank genome assembly.